This is a messenger RNA of Nasonia vitripennis (jewel wasp), 3108 nucleotides long. RefSeq names its product serine proteinase stubble. Gene Ontology annotation, molecular function: serine-type endopeptidase activity. The coding region runs from base 689 to 2053 and encodes 454 amino acids. The record is from RefSeq and is a predicted model, not a curated record. Lineage: Eukaryota; Metazoa; Arthropoda; Insecta; Hymenoptera; Pteromalidae. Gene Ontology annotation, biological process: proteolysis. The transcript has 9 exons.
GAGAGAGAGAGAGACAGCGAGUCGGCAGCGAAAAGCAUAUCCGAGCGCGGAGAAAGUGAGAGCUUCUCGAGCCGCCGUAGCAGCAGCAGCAGCAGAGAGCCGCCUCGUUGAAGAGCAGCAGCAGCACAUUAUAGUAGACAGACGCUGGGCGCCGCGCGGUACCGAUCACAGCACGCAGAGCUGCCGGCAGCUGCACUCCGACGAGGAGAGCCGAGUGUGUGCAAGUGACGAGAGAAAGAGAGAGACCGAUGCUGCUUCCCCGAGGAAAGUGACGCGUCGGGGGUGUUAUGGCCGCAGAUAGCUGGACCGCCAGACCGCUGCACUGUUGACGGAAGAGAGGGCAUGAGUCGCGAGGGAAGUCGGCCUGUGAUGCGCGAGUGCAACGAAGACACGUGAUUUCUCUCCGUUAUUCUCAUCGAUCGUCGUUCCGUAGAUCGGUAACGAAUCGGCAGUAAAGGCAGCGCGUAACGAUCGUCACGAUUCGCGCGAAAGGGGUUGGAUCGGUAUCGGCAUAGAGAGGGGAAAUCGGCUGAGGGAGAAGAGAAAAUUUUCAUGGUUCGUUGUGUUAUGGUGCAAGAGGAUCGGCGAGAUCUCGAUCGCGAGUGAAGAAGAAGAAGAAGAAGAUCGCAGUCCCCAUCCUUAUCCUCCAGGAGUAGUCGGCCGGGAUUUUGGCUCGAGUCGUAAUAAGAUGCUGAUAACGAAGCCAUGCAGCUGUCUACUACUCGCUCUCGUUCUGGGCCUUCGCUCGAGCACGUGUCGCGCCGCCGCCAGCAGCAGCAGCAGCAGUACUUCCCUCGUCAGUCUCCCGACCAGCAGCAGCAGCAGCAGCAGUCCAACCUCGCCGCUCCAGCGUUUCGCGACCUCGAGCAACACCACAGCUUCAGGUCGUUCUCGUAGACGACGCUUCGUGCGCUUCCCCGCACUGCCUCCAAGCUAUGUACUCGAGGGUGCGGGUCCACCUCCGCCGAUCCAGCAGUCCAGGAGUCUGGGCUUCGCCAGCGUUAGGUUCGGCGGUCCCAGCGCCGGUCAGUAUCCAACCUGGAGGCAGCACAAGUCCUACUGGAGACAACACUCCGGGCCACCGACCAUCGGUGCUGACUACCCCGCGAGACCCUCCGCACCGGUUAUGGGACACAGGACUCCCAGGCUCAUCUUCAGGGAUAACGACUUUCCCGUAGUUUCCGGAAGCGCCAACAAUUUCUUCCAGUCCAACCAGUUGCCCGACGUCGAGGAGGACUUCAGAGAUCAUCGGAAGCAAAUUUUUAAUGAAUAUCCCAGACUGGAAACAGAAUGCGGUAUUUCGGCCUCGAAACAAACUGCGCAGAGGCGAAUCGUUGGUGGAGACGAGGCAGGCUUUGGAAGUUUUCCUUGGCAGGCUUACAUUAGAAUAGGCUCGAGCAGAUGCGGCGGAACGCUUGUAAAUCGCUUUCACGUCGUUACGGCUGGCCACUGCGUAGCUAAGGCAUCCGCUCGUCAGGUGCAGGUCACGCUCGGCGAUUAUGUCGUAAAUUCGGCGACGGAGUCGUUGCCGGCCUACACCUUCGGCGUAAGAGAAAUCCGGGUACAUCCGUACUUCAAGUUUACACCGCAGGCCGACAGAUUUGAUGUUGCUGUUCUACGGCUGGAUAGACCAGUUCAUUACAUGCCUCACAUUGCUCCAAUUUGUUUGCCAGAGAAAAAUGAAGACUUUUUAGGGCAAUACGGUUGGGCAGCAGGUUGGGGUGCCCUUCAAGCAGGUUCAAGGCUUCGACCAAAAACGUUACAGGCUGUGGAUGUACCCGUGAUCGACAACCGAGUUUGUGAAAGGUGGCAUCGUACGAAUGGUAUCAAUGUAGUCAUCUACGAUGAAAUGAUGUGUGCUGGCUAUCGGGGUGGUGGCAAAGACUCGUGUCAGGGUGACAGUGGCGGUCCUUUGAUGCUUGAGAAAACUGGAAAAUGGUACCUUAUUGGUAUCGUGUCUGCUGGAUAUUCGUGUGCUCAACCCGGACAGCCAGGAAUUUACCAUCGUGUUGCGAAGACGGUGGAUUGGAUUACGUAUGUCAUUAAUUCGUAGCAUACGAAAUAUGACUAAAUGAUCAAAGAAAAAUGACCAUUUAACUGUUAUAAAAUUCGAGCGUUGGUAUAGACAAUUUGAUAAACAAAUGAUGUAAAAAGAUGUAUUCAUGUUCUAUGCCAAAGUCAGAUACAUUAGUACUUGGGAUGCUUCAUUAACGGAAACACCAGUUCUUGAAUCGAUUGUAAUGCGAUACCAAAAAUUAAUGUCUCUGAUUUUCAUUGAGUUAUGACUAUUAUAAUUAUUAUUAAUAUUAUUCAAUCUAUUUAAUUUUUCAUUGAUAAAAUAAGAAUAUUUAAAAUCGCGAUGAAUCUAAGAUUGAAAAUCUGUAAGUAAAAGAUAAUACUGUUGAACUGUUAUAAUAUUAUAAGAUUGUUAUAAAUUUCUUUUUUAAUUACAGAUUUCAAUACAUUAUCAAAAUUUAAUUAUUGGAAAGAUUUAAGCACGCGAUAAAGUAUUUUAGGAAUUCUCUUAUAUAACUGUCGAAUAUUUAUUUUCAUUUAGCAUAAAAUGAUUGUCAUUCGAAAAAUAAAAAUAUAAAAAGUACGAAUUAAAAGAUGGGGAAAAAAGACACUGAUGUGCAUAAAACAUAGGCGCGUUAUUAUAAUUAUCGUACUGUAUAGUAAUGUAAAUGUUUAAUGAACUGUCGUUUGACAACAAUUUUGUGGAUUUCUCGGAUCCUCAAUUUUUUAUAUAAAUAGCGAAGAAAAGAAAGUAUGAAUGAUUUUGAAUGUUGCUUAAAACUGUGAAUUGUAUCAGAUUUUCUACUGAAAUGGUUAUAAAAUUAAUUAUUUUUUGUGCUACAUAAUGUAGAAUUUUCAGUAGGGUUUUCUGUUUUCCACACAAGUGAUUGUUAUUUUCAUGAAAUAAGAGUUUGUGCUUUUUAAAUUAUCAAACAUUUCGUUCUCUAAAAUCUUUCGUCAAAAAUAACAAGACAUUUGUGAACUGACAAAUCACCAUUACGUAAAAUAAGCAUUAUUUACAUUAUGUAAAUGUUGAUAAGAAAUAAAAAUGUAAAUAUUUUUCAUAUUUUUAAAUAAAAUUGUAUAAAUUGA